GAAUGAGCCUGUUGGUUGUGAAACUGGUAACUACCUACUCGCAUCUGAGUUAUUGAAGUCAUAUUUCUAUUGUAGUUGUUGUACACGUAGUGGUUUCUCUGUUGUUUAAGGUACAUGAAAUGAUACAUGUAUUUCUAUUGUAGAUGCUACAUGGGAUGAAACAAGCCAUAUAUGCGGUGUCAACUAUGGGACAAAGAAUCAACCUUUCCACACUAGAAAAUAAACUUGAGUGUACAGUAGAAUCGCUAAGCAGAUUUCCUGUGCAGUCCAGAGACAAUUUGGACCUACUAGAGCUGUCUAAAAGCCUUACAUCUGACAGCACAAUGUCUUUAGUGACAGCUAUCAUGUCUCACUAUGUGGGCAGUGAUGAGGGCAAAGACCUUGUUAGCCCAACUUCUAGCUUGAGAAAAUGUGGCCUCUUGUAUUUGGCCAAUCAUUGCCUGACAAAGGGACUUCUGGAUUCAAAGUCUAUUUCUCUCUUGGCAGACAUCUUUGGUUGCUAUGUUACCAGUUGGGUUGAAAUGGAAAACCUACAGCGUGAAAAGGAAUUGUUAGAAGCUAGUUUGUACAAAUAUAAAGAAGUGACACAUGGAGAUGUCCGAACAGAGGAAGAGAUAGAAAAUGAUGAACUUGCUCUGAACUUCCCCUCAUUUCAACAGGAUUUUGAGGAUGUCAUUGUUGGAUUCACAUUGGAUGACAAGCCUAAACCAAAGACCCAAAAGACUCAAAAUGCUUCUAAUGUACAAAUUGGUACAGAGUUUAUUACUGAAAAGGAGAUGUUUGAACUGGCUGCAGUACAUCAUAAUCUUUUCUGCAGUCUUACCAAAACAGACUGGCUGCAGUCCAAUCAGAAUGCAUCAGAUGUCACUAUAGAUCACAUUGAGCCAUUUAUAACUGGGUAUAAAUGUGCUGCGAGUCUUAUAAGGAAGGCUGGACCCCUUAUGUUAUCCGGGCUGGAUGCAAGACUGAUAGGUGCACACAUAUUGGCUGGCAGAAUCAUUGAGAAUGGGGUGGACCAGACUUUGGAAUCUGAGACAUCAUUGAAGUCUGUAAAGAGCAAACCUUAUGAUAUCUACCAUGAUUCCAAUGUCCCUGAAGUGAUCCUGUGUCAACCAAUCUUGGAAGAAUUCUCCACUGCCGUUAACAAACUGCUUGUUGAAUGGCCAGACCACCCCACCUUGAAGCAAUUACUUCUUGUGAUUGGUAGAAUAUUAUCAUUCCCUAUCACUGCCCCAUUGAUGAAGUUUGUCACUGGCUUGGAGACUUUACUUCAGAAGGCACAGGAAUGGGAAGCAAAUGCAGCCAAGCAUGUGUCUCUCCAGACACAGCUGGAAGCUGUCACUAACCAGAUCAUAGACUGGAGGAAGUUAGAGCUAAAGUCCUGGGACUCCUGUCUUAAGAUGGUGGAAUGGAAAACCAAAGAAAAUGCAGCAAAAUGGUGGCUCCACCUAUACAACCUGUUACAGUCUUACAUCAAUUCUGAGCAAGAUCACCAUGACAAUGAAGCAAGUGAUGGAGAAGACAAUAAGGAGAGAAAAGAGUUGAUUGAAGCACUGCAGAAGUUCAUGGAGGGAGCAACACUGGGAGAGUAUAGUGUCAGAUUGGAUAUGAUAUAUGCAUUCCACUGUCAGAUAGCACACAUGCAAUCCUCGGAAAAACAAGGUGAUGUGCUUCAUAUUCUGUGGAACAUCUACCAGUACUUCAGUCACUUCAAGCCAACCAUUGAGGAGUUGAUUGCAAGCCAGAGAGAUCCGCUACACAAGCAGUUGAAGAAUUUUGUGAAGAUAGCAAAAUGGAAUGACAUUAACUUCUUUGCAAUGAAGCAAGCUGUUGAGAAAACACAUCGCACGUUGGCUAAAUACAUGAGACAAUACCGCAUGAUACUCCACCAACCAGUAAAGAACUCACUUGCAGAGAAGAAAGAAAACACUGAGCAAAAGAUUGAAACUGUGAAUCAUGAAAAAGCCAAAACUAAACCUAAAUACGAGAUGGAUAGUAGUGCUCAAGAUACACAAAAGAUGGCGGUUGAGAAUACAGAGCCAUCUAUUAGUGAAGGGCUGAAGUUGCUCAAGAUGUCUGAUCCACAGCAGUAUUUGAUACAAACAGCAGAAACUCUGACUGAUGGAAAAGAGGAGCUGAUCAUCAAAGACUCCAUACUCGGCAAACUGCCAACCUUGACUCGAAGAAUAAGACAACACAGUAGUUCAUUGAUGGUUGACACAAAAUAUCAGAAUCUGUUGACAGGACUUGAGGAAUUAACUGAUGAGGUGCAAAGCACUGUGAAAGAGCUUGCAACUCUGGAAGUGAACCAGGAACAUGAUAAGGAGAAACAAAAGUCUGAAGCUAAACAGAUCAACUUGCGCAAACGAAAAGCCUUAGCAGAGCUCUUCAAAUACCUUGCCUUAUUAGGACUGUCGUAUCGGAAAGGCUUGAUGAUGUCACAGCACCGUGAGGAGACUGAUAUAAUGUUGAUGAAACCUGUAGAUUUUAUGGUAGCUUUGGAUCAGUUUUCAACCAAUGAGUGUGACACCCAUCUAGGGGAGACAUGGAGAGGGUGCCCUGGUUACAUGUACAAAUGUGUUGCUAGGCGUGCACAGUUCCAGGUUGCACUGCAGUCUCCAGCUAAGGACCUGGGGCUGGACAACAUAAGUAGAUGUCGAGGGUUUAUUGAGCACAUUUUGACUCUUUCACAACAGCAGCAUAACCAUGUAGCAUCAGUGGCGACACCUUUCAUACAACUGAGGAAAUGCCUGGAAUCUCUUUCCAAGUUCACAUCCAGUGAUGAGCAGUAUGUACCACCUCAAGACCAAUCCCGUGUUCAUAUAGACUGCCUCCACAGUCUUCUCACAGCCACUGUCACUACCCUGGACCACUUCCUCAUUCUCCUACACUGCUCUCCUAAACAGCCAGAUGGAGAGACAAAAUACAUGUCACCCUUUUUGAAGAGCUCACAUUCAAAAAUGGCCAUUUUACACCAGGGAGAUCUGAUUUUGGUCAACGUGUUGCAGAAGUUGAGGGAAAUGAAGGAAGAUGUUAUUAAACAGAAUGCAGUCAUUUUGUCUCUUGUCGCAAACACCAGUAGUAAUGUUUCCCUGGUAACCCACGGAGACUUAAAGAUCAUUGCAUCUGUGUAUAACAUGCUCAGUAGUUAUGUUCCUUACCUGGUAGAAAUUCAGGAGCUCUUCAGUCUUCCAUCCAAUAUAAACAAUGAGGCCAUGAGUAUGACUGAAUCUUUGACACUCCUACGAGAAAACAUCAGCAUUCGGGAAAGUGAAUUCACCACUUUUAGAAGCACUAUAAACCAAUCCCAUGAUAAUGCCAAAGGGCAAAGUGACAAUACUGACUUGAAUGAAAAUAAAUCUCAGGUUGAAGAUGUAGAGUCAUUGAUAACUGAGGUGUUACUAGGAGUACAGAAUAUACUCAAGACUGAGACUGCCAGGAAAGUCAGUGCUGGAAGUGAACAUGCAACAUCUGAAGAGGAGGCUAAUAAUGGAAGAGAUGAGGAAGAUGUUGAGCUUGUCAAGAACCAUCUUACUGAAUGUCUGCAAAAACACCUAGAAGUUGACCUUGAUGCAAUUAAUCUCCACAAGGUUCUCAAUCGCUUCACAUCGCUCAUAAACCACAUAAAACUGGGACAUAAUUUCAAAUCUUUCUCCAAACUGCUGAGUCAUUGCCAACCAUUGUUAGAUCAGUACUGCCUCCUAGUGGAGUUCUUUGUUACCAAAAGUGUAGCCACCUAUAGGGGAACAACCAAACUGAUGUCCGUCUUGCUGGGACUUUUCACACAACUAGCUGCAAAGGGCUUUUGUCUCCCAGCUGAGUUCUCAGAUGAAUCACAAGAGGGAGCCACUGAAUUUUCUGAAAUAGAGUCGGGAGGUCUUGGUGACGGGGAAGGACAAAAGGAUGUCAGUGACCAAAUUGAAACUGAGGAUCAGUUGGAAGAUGCCUUCAAACAAGGUGAAGAGAAAAAGGAGGAAGAUCAUGCUAAUGAACCUGAUGUAGAAGAGGAGGAUAAUGCCAUUGAAAUGUCUGAGGAUUUUGAUGGCAAGACUCAAGAUGGAGACAAGCAAGAAAAGGGUUCAGAAGAUGAAGAAGAGAAUGAUGAUCAGGAUGAGUUGGACAAACAGAUGGGUGAUGUAGAUGACAAUGAGGAUAAGCUUGAUGAACAGAUUUGGGGAGAUGAUGAGCCUGAGGACCAGGAGCAAAAGGACACCAAGGAUGAGGUGGGUGAAGGUGCUGGUCCUGAAACAGAGAGUGAGUUGGUGGCAAAUCAAGACAACCAAGAUCAAGCUGAUAGAGACAAGGAAGACCAAAAUAAAGAGAAGCAGUCUGAAAAUCUUGAAGAAAAGAUCAAUGAACAGGAUCAAGUUGAUGAGAGUGAAUAUAAUGAGAAUGAGGUUGACCCAUAUCAUGGUGAUCAGGAGAAGCUGCCUGAACCCGAAGCUCUAGAUUUGCCUGAUGAUUUGAAUCUUGAUGAAAAUGAUGCUGAUGGAAAGGAUAAUGAAUCUGAAAAUGAAGAAGAAACCCCCCAUGACAUUGAUGUCAUGAAAGAGGAAGGUGCCAGCCAGGAGGGAGAAGAGGAACCAAUGGACACAGACAAUCCUGAUGAAGUUAAACAGUCAGAUGAAACUGAUGAAAAUGGUCCAGAGCAGGAAUCCCCAGUGGAGCCUCCAGAGCAAGAAACCACAGAAAGACCUCCAAGUGAAGAGGUUACCAUGGAAACCAGUGCAGAAGAUGAAGGGGGCAAAGAUGGGAAUGAAUCAAGAAUUGAUCCACAGAAGGAAGAUGAUGAAUUAAACAAAGAAGAUGAGAAACCCACAGAAGAUGAGAAGAACGAUGAGUCUAUUGAAGCUGCAGAAUCAUAUGAUAAAACCAAGCACACCAGCCAGAAUGUUGAACAAAGUGAUAGCUCACAUGAUGCUGCUGGCCAGUCAGAUAAUACACAGGAGGAGAAAGAUGGCACUGGGGUCUCAGAGCAUGAACAAGCUGAGGGACAUGAAGGGCAUGACUCACAAGUUGUAUCUAAAGGUGGUGCUGAUGCCAACCAACAACCAUCUAAACGUAAACCAGGGACAGCAGAAAAAGACCGCAGCCUUGGAUCCACUGAUGAGCAAGUGAAAAAGAGACUGAAGACAGUUGAUAGCAAAAACGAAGCAAAGCAACAAGAACAGAAAGCAGAAGAAGCAGGCCUCUAUGAACACAUAAAGGACUCUGAGUCUCAUUAUGACACUCAAACAAUGGAUGUUGCUACUGAUGAUCAACAACAGCCAAUGGCAGAUCAUUACGAGAGUGAGGAUGAGGAAAAUGUGGAUGAUAACAAUAUAGCACCUGAAAAGGAUAUUUCUGUUGAUGAUGUGAACGAGAGAAAACCAUCAGCCUCCCUACAGAGGAAGCUCAUGGAGAAUCAGGGAGCUGGUGAUGAUGAGGAGACUGAUGGGAGGGAUGAAAAGAUAAAUACAGAUGGUGAAAGAGUGGAUACCCAAAUGGUUCCCAGGAGUAUAGAGAGUACAAUACAUACUCAGUUGGAGACACUUCAUGGGGGAGACAUAGAAUUAGAUGUUGAGCAGCUAAGGAAAGACCUUGAGCAACAGCUUCAAUCUUGGCGUCAAUCCACUACUAAACAAGAGGAGCUUGAAGCCCAAGAAGCAUGGCUAAAAUAUGAAGCUGUCACUUCAUCAUUGUCACAGGAACUUUGUGAGCAACUUCGCCUCAUUCUGGAACCAUCACAGGCUACAAAAUUACGUGGAGAUUAUCGCACUGGAAAACGACUGAAUAUGAGGAAAGUUAUUCCUUAUAUUGCUAGCCAGUUUAGAAAGGAUAAAAUUUGGCUAAGAAGGACUAAGCCUAGUAAACGGCAGUAUCAGAUUAUGUUAGCUAUUGAUGAUUCUUCUAGUAUGGAUGACAACCAUUCUAGACAGUUGGCCUUUGAGUCACUUGCUGUCAUAUCAAAUGCUUUAUCUUUGUUGGAGUCUGGUGAACUUGGUAUUUGUAGUUUUGGUGAGACAGUCCAAUUGCUGCAUCCAUUUAAUGAACAGUUUUCCAACCAAUCAGGUGCUGGUAUUCUACGUCAGUUUACAUUUGAGCAGAAAAAGACUAAAAUUGCUCUGCUGCUUGACCAGAUCACAUCAAUCAUGGUGAAUGCGAGAAAUAGGCAAAGGGGCGUGCUACACCCAGAUGUUUCUCAACUCCUAUUGGUCAUAUCUGAUGGACGUGGCUUGUUUACAGAAGGCAUGGAAAUAGUCCAAUCAGCAGUGAGGCAGGCUCGACAAGCUAAUGUCUUUCUAGUGUUUGUUAUCUUAGACAAUCCGGAAAACAAGGAUUCUAUUCUGGAUAUCAAAGUGCCAAUAUUCAAAGGUGGACAGCUGCCCCAGAUAACGCCAUAUAUGGACCAUUUUCCAUUCCCGUUCUAUAUCAUUCUGAGAGACAUUAACUCGCUGCCUGUUACUCUGAGUGAUGCACUAAGACAGUGGUUUGAAAUUGUCACUGCAUCUGACAAGUGAUAACAGUCAUGAUUUGUAUAAGACUGGUUGUCCCAAAAACUUGAGACCCAAUCAGCAGUUCAAAUUCAUAUAAAGGAUCAUGGUCAGGAUAUCUACUCAAUGACACAUUAGUAACCUGAAUAUGAGUAACCUAAAUAUCAUAUCCUUCUUCUAAGAGGCCAAGGAUAUCAAUUUGUAUCAUGAUUAAUGAAGAAUAUUGGCAUGAAAGACAAAACAUAUAUUGACCUAUAUCUACUGACUUUGAAACACAUCCUCAAAAACAUUGUUUAAUUUCUUGGUAUGGACAUAUUAUGGUAUAUAUUGAAUACUGGAGUAUGUGAUAGGGAAUCAAUAAAAAAAGAGAAAUCACAUCAUUUUUUUAAAUUAAAGUAUCACAUUUUUAUUAGAAAAUGUCUAUUUGAAUACUCUAUUAACAUAUUCAUAUGAAUGAUAUAUAAACAUAUCAAAGGUAACAAACUUCACCUAUUUUACAUUCCAGUUACACUCCCAGCCAAAAUAUUCAUAAUGAUCA
This is a messenger RNA of Owenia fusiformis, 7011 nucleotides long. Lineage: Eukaryota; Metazoa; Annelida; Polychaeta; Sabellida; Oweniidae. The record is from the annotation of a GenBank genome assembly.